Molecule: messenger RNA, 3627 nt
Organism: Toxotes jaculatrix (banded archerfish)
Lineage: Eukaryota; Metazoa; Chordata; Actinopteri; Toxotidae
Product: kinesin-1 heavy chain
Exons: 26
Coding region: 221-3112 (963 amino acids)
Biological process (GO): microtubule-based movement
Molecular function (GO): microtubule binding; microtubule motor activity; ATP binding
Source: RefSeq, a predicted model, not a curated record
GCCGCUGAUCCACCGGUAUCAUGGCUUCCUAACAGGAGGGGGAACCGAUUGAGAGGAAAACAAGGAUUUCUGUUGAAUGCCCGGCAGAUUAUCGCCCUUUCCGAAACCUGAGAUUGGGACAGAGGGGCUCGGCCUCCCUUUUCGCCCCCCGCGGCCGCCCCUGGGAUCCAGGAUAUAUUUUUAAUUUUAUUGGUGAAUUUCCAUUCGUGAACCGUGGAAGAUGGCCGACCCGGCGGAGUGCACCAUCAAAGUGAUGUGCCGUUUUAGGCCCCUGAACAGCUCCGAGGUGACCAGAGGCGACAGAUACAUUCCCAAGUUUCAAGGGGAAGACACCGUUGUCAUCGGGGGUAAACCAUACAUGUUCGACAGAGUGUUUCAGUCAAAUACAACACAGGAACAAGUGUACAACGCCUGCGCCCAGAAGAUUGUAAAAGAUGUUCUUGAGGGAUACAAUGGAACAAUUUUUGCAUAUGGACAGACGUCAUCUGGUAAAACACACACCAUGGAGGGGAAUCUCCAUGACACAGAUGCAAUGGGCAUCAUCCCCAGGAUAGUUCAAGACAUUUUCAACUACAUCUAUUCUAUGGAUGAAAACCUGGAGUUUCAUAUCAAAGUUUCAUAUUUUGAAAUCUACUUAGACAAGAUCCGGGACCUCUUGGAUGUGUCGAAGACCAAUUUGUCAGUGCAUGAAGACAAAAACAGAGUACCCUACGUCAAGGGUUGCACUGAGAGGUUUGUCUGCAGCCCUGAGGAGGUCAUGGAUACAAUCGAUGAAGGCAAAUCCAACAGACAUGUAGCAGUUACAAACAUGAAUGAACACAGCUCCAGGAGUCACAGUAUCUUCCUGAUAAACGUCAAACAGGAGAACACUCAGACAGAGCAGAAGCUCAGUGGCAAACUCUACCUGGUGGAUCUGGCUGGUAGUGAAAAGGUCAGUAAAACAGGAGCAGAGGGAGCUGUGCUGGAUGAAGCCAAGAACAUCAACAAGUCCCUGUCAUCCCUGGGAAACGUCAUUUCUGCUCUGGCUGAGGGAACGGCCUACAUCCCAUACCGAGACAGCAAGAUGACCCGCAUCCUGCAGGACUCGCUGGGUGGUAACUGUCGAACCACCAUUGUUAUCUGCUGCUCGCCUUCCUCCUUUAAUGAGGCUGAAACCAAAUCCACUCUCAUGUUCGGACAAAGAGCAAAGACUAUCAAGAACACAGUGACUGUGAACAUUGAGCUGACAGCAGAACAGUGGAAGCAGAAGUAUGAGAGGGAGAAGGAGAAGAAUAAGACCCUGAGGAACACCGUUACCUGGCUGGAGAACGAGCUCAACCGCUGGAGGAAUGGUGAGAGCGUGCCAGUUGAGGAGCAGUUUGACAAGGAGAAGGCCAACGCCGAGGUUCUGGCCCUGGACAACAUACUCAACGACAAGCCAGCGUCCACACCCAAUGUGCCCGGUGUUCGCCUCACCGACGUGGAGAAGGACAAAUGUGAGGCUGAACUGGCCAAGCUUUACAAACAGCUGGAUGAUAAGGAUGAGGAGAUCAACCAGCAGAGCCAGCUGGCAGAGAAGCUGAAGCAGCAGAUGCUGGACCAGGAGGAGCUUCUAGCCUCCUCCCGCCGUGAUCAUGAGAACCUGCAGGCAGAGCUGAACCGCCUGCAGGCAGAGAACGAGGCCUCCAAGGAGGAGGUGAAGGAGGUGCUGCAGGCUCUGGAGGAGCUGGCUGUCAAUUAUGACCAGAAGAGCCAGGAGGUGGAGGAUAAGACCAAGGAGUUCGAGGCCAUCAGCGAGGAGCUCAGCCAGAAAUCGUCCAUCCUGUCGUCUCUGGACUCUGAGCUCCAGAAGCUGAAGGAGAUGUCCAACCACCAGAAGAAGAGGGUGACCGAGAUGAUGUCGUCACUGCUCAAAGAUUUAGCGGAGAUCGGCAUUGCAGUGGGCAGCAACGACAUCAAGCAACAUGAGGGUGGCAGCGGUCUGAUAGACGAGGAGUUCACGGUGGCCCGUCUGUACAUUAGCAAGAUGAAGUCGGAAGUGAAGAGCAUGGUGAAACGCUGCAAGCAGCUGGAGAGCACCCAGUCAGAGAGCAACAAGAAGAUGGAUGAGAACGAGAAGGAGCUGGCCGCCUGCCAGCUGCGCAUCUCCCAGCACGAGGCUAAAAUCAAGUCGCUGACUGAGUACCUGCAGAACGUGGAGCAGAAGAAGAGGCAGCUGGAGGAGAACGUGGACUCUCUCAAUGAAGAACUUGUCAAGCUCAGUGCUCAGGAGAAAGUCCAUGCUAUGGAGAAAGAGAAUGAGAUCCAGACUGCCAAUGAAGUCAAGGAAGCAGUGGAGAAGCAGAUCCACUCCCACCGUGAAGCUCACCAGAAGCAGAUCAGCAGCCUGAGAGAUGAGCUGGACAACAAGGAGAAACUCAUCACUGAACUGCAGGAUCUGAACCAGAAAAUCAUGCUGGAGCAAGAGAGGCUCAGAGUGGAGCACGAGAAACUGAAAUCCACCGACCAGGAGAAGAGCCGCAAGCUACAUGAGCUUACGGUGAUGCAGGACAGAAGGGAGCAGGCCAGACAGGACCUGAAGGGUCUGGAAGAGACAGUGGCCAAGGAGCUGCAGACUCUGCACAACCUAAGGAAACUCUUUGUCCAGGACCUGGCCACCAGAGUGAAAAAGAGCGCUGAGAUGGACUCAGAUGACACAGGUGGGAGUGCUGCACAGAAACAGAAAAUUUCCUUUCUUGAGAACAAUCUUGAGCAGCUCACCAAGGUUCACAAACAGCUGGUGCGUGAUAAUGCAGACCUGCGCUGUGAGCUUCCUAAACUGGAAAAGCGUCUUCGUGCUACGGCUGAGCGGGUCAAGGCCCUGGAGUCUGCUCUGAAGGAGGCCAAGGAAAACGCCGCCCGCGACCGCAAGCGCUACCAGCAAGAGGUGGACCGCAUCAAGGAGGCCGUCAGAGCCAAGAACAUGGCCAGGAGGGGACAUUCGGCCCAGAUCGCCAAACCCAUCCGGCCCGGGCAGCAGCCAGUGGCAUCUCCCACCCACCCCAACAUCAACCGCAGCGGCGGAAGCUUCUACCAGAACAGCCAGACGGUGUCCAUCAGGGGAGGAGGCAGCGGCAAGCCAGACAAGAACUGAAGAACAGCGGGAUGGAAGGACAACACCACAGAAGAAGCCAAUAUCACGCCCCCUGCCCACCCCAACAACCUGUCAUUCCAUUACAGCGAACAGGCUCCUUGUCGCUGCUUUGGAGCCAAGAAGGAGUUUCUGAAUUAUAAAUAUAUAUAUAUAAAUAUUCCUGGCCUGUACAGCUCCAGCCCCCCACCAUCUCCACCCACUCCCCCCCCCCCCAAAUUCUCACCAUGACUUAUCUCUUUUUCUCUUACUGGAUAUAAUAAAAAACACAACAAAUUGAAUUUACAGAAGGCAAGAUAAUAUUCUUAUCCACCGAAACCAAACGCAGUCUUGAGCGCAGCCUCGGCGAGCGAAACCGUGCGUGACUCAAAUGUGUAGCUUCGGUUUCGUUUUUGUUUUGCACAGUCUGUCGUCAUCUGUCGUCAUCGUGCGAGUAGUUCUGCACUGUGCCAAGCUGAAUGUAACGGUAGCAAGAUCCGAAAAAAAAUAAACACCUAAAACAAAAAAAAAAAAAAAAA